GGAAAGCAGAUCCCUUUCGGCGAAAGCUGUCUGCCACAGCGUCUCGAGAUUCGGCAUGUCCCCUUACACGCUCAACACGCGCCAACAGCUUUUCCGGGUUUCGGGGCGACUUUAAUCCAACGCGUGGAUUCAAAUUCUGAGAUCGUUCAUCCAACGGUGGAGAUCUGCUCACCUUGUUCUAUAAAUAGGUGCAUUCUGGAGACGCGACUGUUCACUCCAAAGGAAAAGAAAUUUUCUUCCGAGCUCAAGCCUUUCUCUCUCAACUCUUCAGCCUUUCUCUUCUCAAAUCCCCAGUUUUUCACUCUCAAAUCUUCAAUCCUUCUCUCUCAGAUCUUUUCUUCCAUUUGAAGAUUCGAUCUCUUCUUUCCUCUGAACUUUCAGAUCUCCAAUACCCCUUCAUCGACCUUAAUCCUUCUAAGGUCAAUCUCCCACAAACACUCAACAACUUCGUUCUUCAAUUUACACUUCCUCUCAACUCAUCACCAUGGAACCACGAACUCUGCAACUAAUGGAGCUACAAACCCAGCAACAAAUCGAGGAUGGAGGAAACAACCAAGCAGCCGGGAGUAGUGCCAACACAGAUUUCUGGCGAAGCCGUGCCAGGUGGGUUCCUACUCCAGAUCAAAUAAGGAUCCUCAGGGAUCUUUACUACGACAAGGGAGUUAAGACCCCAACUACAGAGCAGAUUCACGAGAUCUGUCUCCAGCUGCAACAGUAUGGACAGGUUGAGGGCAAGAACAUUUAUUUUUGGUUCCAGAAUGUCAGGGCUCGAGAGAAGCAGAUGAAGAGGUGCAAUCAGGCUGCUCAAGUGCCCAUGGGAACUAGUUCUCCUGGUACUGGUGGAUCCAUUGAUCUCAAUUUUGGGUCCACUGGUUCUACUGGUGCUGGUGGAUCCAUCGACAUCAAUUUUGGGCCAGCUGGUGGAUCCAUUGACAUCAAUUUUGGGUCCACUAGUUCUACUGGUGCUGGUGGAUCCAUUGAUCUCAAUUUUGGUUCCACUGCUUCUACUGGAGGACAAUCUUCCAUGGAACAACGAGGAGGAGUUCGCCAGGAGUUUGAAACUCUUCCUCUGUUCCCCGUGCACGGCGAGGACGUCUAUGGUAACCCGAAGACUACUUCCGAGGAAGGUAGCGCAUAUGAUUACUAUUUCGGUGGCUCAGGCGGUUACAACCGUGGAUCUCCAGUUUCUCUUGAGCUCAGCCUCAACCCAUCCGGAGCUACUGAUUAGGCUUAGUAUAGCGUAGUUCCAAUUUCCUUUUUGUAAUAUUAAAUCAAUAAGAUGGUGUGCAUGUUUUCUUUUC
Molecule: messenger RNA, 1301 nt
Organism: Rosa rugosa (rugosa rose)
Lineage: Eukaryota; Viridiplantae; Streptophyta; Magnoliopsida; Rosales; Rosaceae
Product: protein WUSCHEL-like
Exons: 2
Coding region: 485-1228 (247 amino acids)
Biological process (GO): plant organ development
Molecular function (GO): DNA binding; DNA-binding transcription factor activity
Source: RefSeq, a predicted model, not a curated record